UUGUCAUCCCGUGGUUCUCGCAUUAAACAUGCACAACACCGGCAUCAUUCUUCUUCGAAAGGUUCAGGGCAUCACGAUUCUUCUCAACAAGCAGGAGGGCACGAUACACGCGAAAGUGGCACUGACAGGAAGCACAGUCACCACCGUCAUCAUUCAAAACACAGUACGAGCGGAAGCGGCCGUCGGGAUCAAGAUAAUGAUGAACGAGAGCGCCAGACUUUGGCAGAAGAAGACCAUGUUGAGGACGGUGCUACCGAGGAUACGGGUGGGCAUGGGCUUUCCUUUUCUGACGUCCAAAGUUCGCGACCUGAGGCUGAAUGUGAAAAAGAAAGGCGGCCCAAGCGUGGUGGUAGAGCAUCUACGCAGGAUCAUGAUGAACAGAUGCACCACAAAAGGCACUCGUCAUCUCGCAAACAUGCCCACCAUGGUAGUCAUCGCCAUCGGGAGAACGUGUCAAACUCGAAGAACAGCAUCAACUGACCUUUUUUCCUCAGUCGGUCCCUUUUCCUUGCAACUCUGCGAUCUGUUUUCUAAUGGUCAAUUUCCGAUAGAUUUCUCUCUUCGGAUGUGGACUACUAGAAAUUAUUUCCUGUUAUGGUUUGAAAUACAAAAGACAUCUGAGAUCAGGCAAAAAUGUCGAGAAGUCGAAAGUCAAAUUCGAUGA
Amoebophrya sp. A25 is the source of this 664-nucleotide messenger RNA. NCBI's taxonomy places the organism in Eukaryota, Dinophyceae, Syndiniales, Amoebophryaceae. The record is from the annotation of a GenBank genome assembly.